Messenger RNA from Linum trigynum, 2227 nucleotides. Lineage: Eukaryota; Viridiplantae; Streptophyta; Magnoliopsida; Malpighiales; Linaceae. The record is from the annotation of a GenBank genome assembly.
GUCCAAUCGCAGCAAGUUUAUAGCUUUAACCACUAGCUCGUAGCCACCUCGGCCAACAGAAACGUCAGAGCUACCAUACCAAAACAGAAAGUGAAACCUUUGCUUUCUCCAACAAUGGAACGGCUACCGGCUGAUCUGUGCCUGAAGAUCUUCUGCUGCUUGGAUCACCACAAUCUUGCUUCCGCCCAACAAGUUUGCAAGAAAUGGAAGGCGAUUGGAUCUGACGAGAAUCUAUGGUCCAACCUCUUCAAGCAUAGAUGGGGAACCGAUCGUGCCACAUUUCAUGCCCCUGUUGAUUCCAAAUCCUGGAAAGAUGUUUAUGCUGUGCAAGAUCGAUCCGAUCGAGUUGGACUGGGGCUGAAGAUAAUCAGAGAAGGAGGUGACUAUUAUCUUGUUCAUCAAGGCGAAAUUCAACGCUAUCUGGGUUCUCCCAGACACAGAAAAGGGCCAAAGGCUGCUGCUUCAGACGACCAAGUAGAAGAAUCGUCAUCGUGCGGCAGGGCGGCCGAAUCCUGCUGCACUGGCAGUGGGAUUCUGGACAGGAUACUGUUCUUCAUUGGAGACCUGGAAGUUGCUUCUGCAGAUGCCAAACGUGCUCGCCUGAUAUGAAUCAUUGCUUCCUAGAUAUGUAUAUGCAGAAAGCUCACAUGUUCCUGCAGCACCAUUCAACUCAUUGCUCUGUGGAUAACAUAACAGCAAGAUCAAAGCUAGUUUAUUUCGAUUAGUUAUGUAACAUUCGUCGUAUUGUAUAAUAGUUGUAAUGAAAAUGUGUAACAAUGUCAAUAAUUCUUUCCUUUUACUGCUCAAUUGAUGCAAAAAAUCUGUUGUAAUUGUAAAGCCAUAAGAACUGCUGUGGAAGGCAAUAUAGUACUACUGCUGUGUUCCUAUUCUGUUGUCACAUGGAGGAUUGCAGUUGAAGGGUAAUGCAUCAUCUCAUUACAUGGUGAAUUGUGGUUGGAGAAGUUCUGUGAGGGAACAUUCUUGUGAUUCUCAUAUUUGAUCAUCAGCAUGUAAUUCAAUCGGGCUAAUUAGUCGGUGCGUAACGAUAUUACGAGUACCUUUUAACUUACUAAAUAGGAUUAUCAUUGAAAUUAAUAUUAAUUACAAUUCAAACUUGAUACUAAAAAGCACUAAUAAUCUACUUCAAGCGAUUAACAUAUAGAUAAAAUCUAUUAAUCGCCGAUUUGGGCGGAUUGUGAUCGGUGGGCAUUUUCGCAAUUUUUGGGCGAUUUUUCGAAAUGUCAUUUUCCUUGUAUUUUGAAGGUUAUAGAUUACGAAUUCCUGUUGAGGUUAUUCUUCACUGAUGAUUAAGUAUGUUAAGCAUCAAUUUUGAGCGGAUUUUUUCCGGGGCCAUUUUAGGCAAAUUUCAAAGGGGUAUCAUCACAGAUUUCGUGCGAUUCUUUUAAAAUAUCAUUUUCCUUGGAUUUUGAAAGUUACAAAUCACGAAACUAGUGUGUGUCUAUUCUCUCCCAAUGAUAAACUCUAUUAGUCGCCCGAUUUGGGCGAAUUUUUUUCCAAGUGCAUUUUUGUUAUUUUUUGGACGAAUUUUUUAAAGACCAUUUUCCUUGUCUUUUUAAGGCUACAGAUCACGAAUUCGGUCUGAGACUAUUCUCCAACGAUUUUUAAGUCUAUUAAGCACCGAUAUGUAAGGAUUUUUUCUGGGGCCAUUUUUGUCAGAUUCUAAAGGGGUAUCAUCACAGCUUUCGGGAGAUUUUUCGGAAAUGUCAUUUUCCUUGAAUUUUGAUGCCUGCAAAUCACAUAUUCGUACUAAUGUUAUUCUUCACCGAUGAUUGAGUCAUUUAAGCACCGAUUUGGGAGGAUUUUUGGAGGACCAUUUAUUGCAGAAUUUUGAAGUAUUUUUUCGAAAUGUCAUUUUCAUUGGAUUUUGAAGGUUACAGAUCACGGAUUCGAAAUGAGACUAUUCUCCACCAAUGAGAAAGUUUAUUAAUCGAUGACAUGGAAGGAUUUUCCUGGGGCCAUUUUUGGUAGAUUCCAAAAGGCUACCAUCACAAAUUUCAUGUGAUUUUUUCGAGGUCAUUUUCUUCCGAAUUUGAAGGCUACACAUCUCGGAUUUGGCCUAAGGCAAUUUUUCACCGACGAUUAAGUCUAUUAAACACCGAUUUAGGCAGAUUUUUCAGGGAACAUUUUUUUGUAGAUUCUAAAAAAGUACCAUCACAAAUUUUGAGCAAUUUUUUGGACAGCACCAUAAUCAACUUGAAUGGUUACG